AUGGUUUGCUCAGUAUCAAGUGAACAAGAAGUAAAGGACCGUGUUUUAUCAAAAUCUAAUGGUAAAAAUGACCAAGUUUAUGAUUGGAGUGAUUUUUCCAACUGGCCUGAGGUAUUAACUCUUACUAUGAAAUAUGAAAUUGUAAAAUGGGGGCCUAUACAAAUUAAAAGCUGGGAUUUUCCAUUUUCAUCUAAUGGAGAACACCAAAGAAGAAGAUUCACUGUAAACUAUUACUACCGUAAAUUGCCAAAUAAUGAAGUUAUUAACCGCCAAUGGCUAGUUUACUCCAAAAUUGAUGAUUGUGUUGUAACGAACACGAAAUAUAUACAUGACCUACUAUCUAACCAAAACACGACACAGUACAACAGCCGCUCAUCAGUGUCAAUAGAGUGCGCACUUCCCCGAGGGAAGACUGCGCACUAA
Macrosiphum euphorbiae (potato aphid) is the source of this 423-nucleotide messenger RNA. The record is from the annotation of a GenBank genome assembly. NCBI's taxonomy places the organism in Eukaryota, Metazoa, Arthropoda, Insecta, Hemiptera, Aphididae.